Amyelois transitella is the source of this 1431-nucleotide messenger RNA. RefSeq names its product organic cation transporter protein-like. Lineage: Eukaryota; Metazoa; Arthropoda; Insecta; Lepidoptera; Pyralidae. The transcript is spliced from 3 exons. Gene Ontology annotation, molecular function: transmembrane transporter activity. The record is from RefSeq and is a predicted model, not a curated record. Gene Ontology annotation, cellular component: membrane. The annotation marks the transcript as partial. Gene Ontology annotation, biological process: transmembrane transport.
GCUGACGUAAUUGAGAAACAAAUAGGAGCCGUAGGCAAAUAUCAAAUUGCAUUAUGUUUACUGGUCUUUUUGACAAGUUUUCCAAUAGCAUUUCACCAAAUGGCGAUAAUUUUUUUAGCGCCAUCUACGCCUUAUCAAUGCCUCAAUACAAAAAUGAAAAAUACAUGCCCAUGCUUGAAUCCAGUAUAUGAUUCUUCUAUAUUUGAACUUACAAUAAUAUCAGAAUGGAAUUUGAUAUGUAACAGAAGGUGGAUGGCCAGUUUUACGCAAACAUUUUUUCAGUUGGGCACAUUACUAGGGAGUAUAUUAUUUGGGAUGGCAUCAGAUAGAUUCGGCAGAAAAGGACCAUUGAUUGUGGCUAUAAUCAUUCAAACAACUACAGGGAUAUUAGCCGCAUACAUUUCUGAUAUUUGGACAUUCGUCUUCACCCGCUUCGUACUGGGGUCCUCAAUCGGAGGCACCAUGGUCAUCGGUUUUGUGAUUUGUAUGGAGUUCGUCGGUACAGAAUACCGUGAUGUGAUGUCAGCUCUGUACCAAAUACCUUUUAAUAUGGGACAUUUGCUACUGCCAGUUUUUAGUUACUAUUUCAGAAAUUUCCGAGAUUUUCAACUGGCGAUAUCUCUGCCGACAGUGAUUUUGCUAUCUUACUUCUUUCUCGUGCCUGAAACGCCGAGAUGGUUAAUCGCCACGGGAAAAACUGAAGAAUCAGUGGUUAUUUUGGAACGUAUUGCUAAAAUAAACGGUCUACCUACAGAAAAUAUUCGAUCUGACAUGAAUGCUAUCGCUUGGGCUGAUAAACCUGAAACCGGAAAGGGGAACUUGUUGGAUCUGUUUCGGACUCCAAAUAUAAGAAAAAACAAUUUAGUGAUGGCCUUUAAUUGGUUGACGUGCAGUUAUUGCUUUUAUGGUGUGUCACAAUAUGUCAGUCAACUGAGCGGCAAUAUAUUUCUAAACGUGGCUGUUAGUGCUCUUAUGGCGCUGCUAGGUAGUUUGGUAUCAAUACCUUUGAUGCGUAUUUUUGGGAGAAAACCUAUCGUUGUUGUAUCACACUUCAUGUGCGCAGUUUGUCUUAUAAUGCUAGCUUUUAUGCCUGAAGGAGGCUGCUCUUUGUUUUUUGCGAGUACGGGAGUGGUCACUAGUUUCAUCGUAUUAUUGGUGGUGUAUUUAUACUGUACGGAAUUAUUCCCGACGGUUGUACGAAGUGCCGCGCUAGGUUUUUCUUCUAUGACGGCUCGAGUGGGCUCAAUGGUAGCUCCGUUUGUCAUAGAUAUGGGACAAACAGCGGUAUGGCUUCCGCCUAUCUUGUUUGCUAUUUUACCUCUCAUAUGUGGGUUUGUUACGUUCCUAUUACCAGAAACAAAAGGUCGUGAGUUAAUGACUACAUUGGAAGAAGGUGAAAAGUUUGGUAAACAAGUAAAAUCGAGUUCUAAC